This is a messenger RNA of Myxocyprinus asiaticus (Chinese sucker), 3242 nucleotides long. Its product is annotated as gap junction gamma-1 protein-like. The transcript is spliced from 3 exons. The record is from RefSeq and is a predicted model, not a curated record. Bases 197 to 1339 code for a protein of 380 amino acids. Gene Ontology annotation, biological process: cell communication. Gene Ontology annotation, cellular component: connexin complex. Lineage: Eukaryota; Metazoa; Chordata; Actinopteri; Cypriniformes; Catostomidae.
GCGGGCGGGGAUGGGGAUAGUACAUAUGCUGCUCAAACGAAUGAGUAAAGAGUGUGGCUUUCAUCAUCCAGAAGAUCGCAGAGAGAUGUGGUGAUAUUUUACGCGCUCGUAUGAGCUCUUAAGAAGGACGUAGUUGGCGGAAAAGGGUGGAAAUCUACUCGACGAGCACUGAGAAGAAGGUUCUUCUAGAAUCACCAUGAGCUGGAGCUUUCUUACACGUCUGUUGGAUGAGAUCUCCAACCACUCAACCUUUGUGGGCAAGAUCUGGCUCACGCUAUUCAUCAUCUUCCGCAUCGUCUUGACCGUAGUUGGGGGAGAAUCGAUAUACUACGAUGAACAGAGCAAAUUUGUUUGCAACACCCAGCAACCUGGAUGUGAGAAUGUCUGCUACGAUGCGUUUGCACCCCUCUCUCAUGUCCGGUUCUGGGUUUUUCAGAUUAUCAUGAUUACCACCCCCACUAUUAUGUAUCUUGGCUUUGCUAUGCACAAGAUUGCUCGCAAGGCGGAUGAUGAGUACAAACCACGGAAUAGGAAACGCAUGCCAAUGGUCAAUCGUGGAGCCAACCAUGAUUACGAGGAGGCAGAGGACAACGGUGAGGAAGACCCGAUGAUGUCAGUGGAGAUCUUACCAGAGAAAGAAAAGGCACCCGAGAAGCCUGCCGUUAAACACGAUGGACGGCGGAGAAUUAAACGUGACGGGCUCAUGAAGGUGUACAUACUACAGCUCCUUUCGCGGAUUAUUUUUGAAGUGGGUUUUCUCUUCGGCCAGUACAUCCUGUACGGUUUUGAGGUUGCCCCGUCGUACGUGUGCACACGCAGCCCCUGCCCGCACACUGUGGAUUGCUUUGUGUCACGUCCUACGGAAAAAACCAUCUUCCUGCUGAUCAUGUAUGCUGUGAGUUGUCUCUGCUUGUCUCUCACGAUGCUGGAGGUUCUUCAUUUGGGCAUCAGUGGAAUCCAUGAGGCUUUCCGGCGACGCGCACAACAUCACAUUGUUGCACGCCCACGCGGCACCAUGUGCAGACGGGUGCCCACAGCCCCACCUGGGUACCACACUGCCCUGAAGAAGGAAAAAUUGUCCAUUGGAAUGAAACCAGAGUAUAACUUGGACUCGGCUCGGGAGUCUUUUGGUGAUGCCACAACAUCACGGGAAAUUGAUCGCCUGCAUAGACAUCUAAAACUUGCUCAGCAACACCUGGAUCAGGCCUAUCAGAAUGGAGAGAGCAGUCCUUCACGUAGCAGCAGCCCAGAGUCCAACGGCACUGCUGUCGAGCAGAAUAGACUCAACUUUGCUCAGGAGAAGCAAGGAAGCACAUGUGAAAAAGGGAUCCGUGCUUGAGUGAGGACAUGGACCAUCAUCUGCUUUCUUGUAAAUAUAAGCACCCCACCUGUGGUUGGCAUUGCUCAUCUGGGAAAGUGGACAGAGUCUACGUGUGUGUGUUUGUGCAUUAUGUUUGGCUGCUCUGAAAAGUUUGUGAAGCAACUUGAGACUGAUGAGCAUGAAUGUUCGUGCACACUGGUGAAUUAGUGAGAACAUGCCGGGCAGUAUUAUGGCAAGCGAACAGCAAGUUAAAAUCUCAAAGUAGCUUCUCACCAGCCAGUUAUACUUGAUCUCACCAGCCAGUCUGCCUGAUACUCCAAAGUGCCCAAAAUAUUUCAAGCUUUAAGAACUCCUAGGUGACUGUGCAAUGUCUCCAGUUCCUAUCACUUCAUCUCUUGUGUUUUUUUGUUUUUUUUGGGGGGGGGGGGGGGGGUUAUUGGUGGUGUAUGUUUUUAUUUCAUAGGAAAAAAGUGGUUCUUCCAUUUGUUUACCACACUUCUUAUGAAGUGCCAAGGGUUGCAUCUCAGAAAUGCCUUAAAUCUUAAAACUGGAGUUUACAUAUUAUCUUUGUCAUUCCAAAAUGAGAUGGACGAGCCAGUGUAAAACCACGUAAGAAAUGUAGUUUAGCCUGUUGUUGUUCAGAACAGUUCUGUGUACUUCAGUAGUGGACCACAAUUAGUGUACGUUUGUGGACUGGACAGAGCUCCUGCCAUUAAAGGAAUGGUUCACCCUAAAAUGAAAAUUAUGCCAAUAAUCACCCUCAUGGUUCCAAACCUGCAUCACUUUCUUCCAUGGAACACAAAAAGAGAUGUUCUGCAGAAUUUUUGCCUCUUUCCCCAUUCACUUUCAUUGGAAAAAAGAUGCCGUGAGUGUUGACGGAGGCUAGAAUUCUGCCUAAAAUGUCAUUUUGUGUUCCAUUGGGGAAAAAAAACACUUGGGUUUGGAAUGACAUGAUAGUGACUUAAAAAAGGAUGGAAUUUUAAAUCUUUGAGAGUACUGAAUACUUGGUGCCAUCUGUGUUUGGCUUGUGCAUUUGGAUCUCCUAAACGGAGUGCUAAUUUAGCUGUAUUAACUGGAUGGCAGUAUACUGGAAAGGCCUGUGGUACUAGCAGCUGCAGUCUCUCUCUGUUUUUAUGACUGAGUAUUGUCACAUCUGGAACUUUUAAAUCAUUUCUUGAUGCUUUUUGUCCAUAUGAACAAAAUGGAAACCUGGAAAAUGCUUGAAUACUUGAAACUUAAUUAUUAUCCUACAAAGAGUCUUUUGAUAUCUUGUUUGCAUAUUGUGUACAUUAGUUUUAUAUGAGAAGUGUUUUGCUGACUGUACCACACUAUUUUGAGAACUUCUCUGUAAACUACAAUAGUUUAAGUCUUCUGUUACUUUUUUUUGUUGUUGUUGUUGUUUACUGCUUUGUUACAUUUUCUGAAGCCUCCUGUUUCUGUUUGACCAACUGUUUGAGAGGUACACCCAAUAUUUGGAGAAUAUAAACAUUUAUUGUGUCUUAAUACAAUUGAAGGCACUAGUAAAGAAUGUUUCAAUUAAUUCAAAACAUUCAUUUUUAUGUUCAUUUUCUCCAUUUCUAAAUGCUAAUCAUACCAUCUUAAAUGUCUUUUUAGAUCAUAUAACAAUUUCAGUGUGUAUUUUUGCCUCCCUAUGCAAAAUCAAAUCAUAAGUUGGUUCAAAAGCAGCUUUCUGUUUGUAAAUGCAAUAAGAUCUAGAAACUGAAAGCCAUAGAGCCUAAUAUUUUAUACAUGAUUAAGUAAAUAAACAAUGCAAUCCGUGAUCUUUCCACAACCAGGUUUUCCACCUUUUUUUGAAACUUUACGGCAUCAUCUGAUUUUUUUUGUUUUGUUUUUUUUUUGUAAAAAAACAAACAAAAAAAAAGUAUUUUGUGAUAUAUUGAAAUAAACCUUUGAAAUACAA